This is a messenger RNA of Uncinocarpus reesii 1704, 3195 nucleotides long. RefSeq names its product SNP3 protein. Bases 1 to 3195 code for a protein of 1064 amino acids. Gene Ontology annotation, biological process: mRNA splicing, via spliceosome. The transcript is spliced from 4 exons. NCBI's taxonomy places the organism in Eukaryota, Fungi, Ascomycota, Eurotiomycetes, Onygenales, Onygenaceae. Gene Ontology annotation, molecular function: RNA binding; S-adenosylmethionine-dependent methyltransferase activity. Gene Ontology annotation, cellular component: P-body; U4/U6 x U5 tri-snRNP complex; catalytic step 2 spliceosome. The record is from RefSeq and is a predicted model, not a curated record.
AUGGCUGCAACAUUCACUUCUCCAACACGCCCCCCCGUCCCUCGGCAGGCUCGAGGUGACCGGGCGCUUAAUACCAUAAUCGAAAACGGACCCGACGCCGCAGAUGUCUACGUGGGACAUGCGGGACACAGUGCCACGGCCAGACGACAGCACUCCUACGGGCACGGAUACGAGGACGGGUCCCAUCCCCUUCGACCAAGAGGGGAACUGCACGGCCGUCGCUCCUCCAGCACACGCAUGUCCUCGCCGUUGGCACCGCAUGGAGAUGGGAGUCGGCACUCGAUCGCCUCUUCUAACCGGGCCUCCUGCUCGACCGACUGCCGCGCGAAGCACCGUGACGGGUUUGAUGAUCUCUAUGAUGUGACUGACGAAUCCGACCCGGACAGCUGCCCGUCCCUGUCCAGCCAGGCAGAUACGAGGUCCAAUAGCUCCUUUACCGCCUCGGACCUGAGCAGUUCCAAAAGCGGCCAUCGGAAGAUGUUCCCCAGGCUAUCCAUUCCGCCGUCUGAGUACGAUUCGAAUAUCAAGCUGUCACACGUUCCGCCCACUCCGCCACCCAAGAUUCCGGUUUCUCCGGUGCUUCUGGCAAAGCUUCCUCGAAGAGUUCCUGCAAUUGCCGCGCCACCGUCUUUGGCGGGAAGUGCUAGUGGAGCAUCAGACAGGCCCUCGACCUUUAGUAGCCCGCAGACGCCAAAUCUGGCUGAAUUGCCGGAUGUAAACUGGGACGAGCAGCGGUUGCAGGUGCGUGACGACGGCGAGCUGGCGAACUUUUCGGAGACUUCCAGUGCCUCGAUGAGCCCACAGUUGGAUAUUCAGCUGGAGUCACCCGAGGAUUGGAGUGCCGUCGUGGGUAGCUUCCCACGCAUUCCCACUCAAGCUGUUCCCGAUCAACCCUCCUCUGAUUGCGAGUCCGACAAUGCGCCAUCCGUGGAGAGCAAUAAAGGCGUCCAGCUUCCCUCAGCUGCGAUGGCGACCCUUCAGCGUUUUGAGACGAACUCGGACCGUUUUCAGAGCUCGCCACCUUCAGAGACAGGACAGGUUGGUGAAAUGCAUGAGCUCCCAAACCCCAUGCGUCCGAGAAGCGCUGUCAUGCCUCCAUCAAUUUGCUCCGGAUCUUCAUUCACCUCUCUAAGCAUACCAUCACCCGGCGGAUUCUUCGCGUCGCUCAAGGGCCAAGCUCGGAAGACCUGGUGUUUUCCAAUCAAUGCCAAUACGCCCACUUCGGCUGUAGCGGAGAGAUUCUACAAUGUGCCCUGGGAUGCUCGAGAAGACACGAUUGUCGAGCAGGUAGUGGAAUGCGAGGACAAUGACACAGAAGGGCCUUCGACCGCAAAGGCGGUUGUAUCCGGCCCACCAACUGCGCGAAGAGUGCCGGUAAAACCACCAGAGGAAGCGAAACAAAGAGACGCUGAGGAUAGCGGUAACGAAUACGACGCAUCUUAUGCAGAAGCAAUAAAAUCCCAGGCGAUGUCAAACCUGGAUCGAACGACAGUCUGGCUGGUUACCCAGUCAGCAAGAACCAAGCCAGUUGCAUACCAUACUCCAUCAGUCAAUCUUCCGGAAACCAUCCCAACUGAGCCUCUGGAGCCUCCCAGCAAACCGCUGCCGGCCAGAGAGUCGACAUUCUACCUCGGGUUCAAACAUGUCCGACGAAACUCCCAAAGCACGGACAUUUUCCUCCAUAGCAAUUUCCGCUUUGAAGCCGUACAAGCGUCUCGCCUGAGUAUGCGCGCGAAACAUGUCGACCAUAUUGCCGGAAAAUAUGAGAUCAGUAGCCCCGUGCGCCCGCCGUACCGCGGUCCUUUUGCACAAGCACCACGCAAUUCCAAACUUCCCGAGGUGCUUCAAGAGAAAGCCAUGUUUUCGAAUGUGGAAAAGGAGCAAGAUGUAUUGAUACAGCUGCAUUCUUCCACGUGGGCGAUUGAAGCUCUGAAAUUUCUCAAUGGUGGGCCUCUAGUCCCAAGUCCUGCGGCGAAGCGACUGGCAAAAGCUACCCCCUUGAAUCAGCCAACAGGAGCCAAAAGGCGGCGGGCUAGAGUUUUAGAUUUUGGCGGCCAAACAGCAUGCGAAUGGGCAUGGCAUCUUGCGAAUGAGUACCCCAAUGCUAAGGUGUUUACCGUCGUCCCAAGGCAACAAGCUGUGAGUCCGGUGGACGGCCCUGCCAAUCAUCAACACCUGUCCGUGCCGUAUCUCUGGAGACUACCGUUCAAGGACAACCAAUUUGACCUGAUCUCAGCACGUUCUCUGCACAUGCUCCUGAAAUCAUCGCGGCCCGUUGGCGCCGAAGCAAUGGCCAACGAUGAAGUCGAUAUGUGCCUGAAAGAAUGCUUUCGCUGCCUGAAACCAGGUGGGUAUCUCGAAUUCUUCAUCAUGGACUCCGAGAUUGUCCGUGCUGGACCAUACGGCUCUGCGACGUCCGUCGAGUUUGGAUUCAACCUCAAAACUCGAGGCUACGAUCCUGCACCAACAAAGGCGUUUUUAUCAAGACUUCGCAAAGCAAACUUUGCGGACAUAAAACGGGCCUGGCUGUUUUUGCCCAUGGGUGCUCCGUACAAUGACGACGCUCAGGUACCCGGGAGAUUUUCGCCGUUGUCCCCGGAUACUACGGAGCUGGUGGGGAGUACAGGUGAUGUUGCCAGCAUCACGGGCCUUUUCGGUGGCUGGAUGUGGGAGCAGUGGAUGUUGCGGCUACAAUUGGAGAUGGGCCGUGACCGCGACAAGCUGCUUGAAGAAACGGCCGCGGUCAUAGAUGAAGGGAGAAACUUUUUCAAAACCCUCACAAACCACACUGUCAUCAUCGAGCUCAAGAACGAUAUCCGAAUCCGCGGCACCCUGAAGAGCGUCGAUCAAUACCUGAACGUCAAACUUGAUGAUAUCGAAGUCAUAGACCUUGACAAAUACCCGCAUCUUUCAAGCGUGAAGAACAUUUUUAUCCGAGGGAGUGUGGUGAGAUAUAUUGUUCUGCCGCAAGAGGCCGUGGACAGAGGGCUGUUGGAGGAUGCGACCAGAAGAGCGUGUUAUUGCGCGAUUGGACCCGUUCCGAAUACUGAUCGAAUUCCGCUGUCCGUUCCAUGUUCGGUGGACGGACCCCCCAUUUUUACGAUUCCAGGAGGAGUUGAUUAUGAUUCCGACCCGAUAGCACACGAUUAUCAUACCUGUUUCGUCGCGCGCAUCGAAAGCUCUGAAGGUGCCUAG